This is a messenger RNA of Cetraspora pellucida, 349 nucleotides long. Lineage: Eukaryota; Fungi; Glomeromycota; Glomeromycetes; Diversisporales; Gigasporaceae. The record is from the annotation of a GenBank genome assembly.
GCUGAUAUUCUCUAUAUGCCUUAUGAUAAAAUUGAAAAAAUAACCUAUAAGUUUUGUCUUAAUGUAGUAGAUAUAGUGAGUAGAUAUAAAUCAUCAAUUCUAAUUAGAGAUAUUAUUCCUAAUAUUGAUGUAAACUGGCUAAAAGCUAAAGAUGUUAAUCUAAAAAAUAUUUUAACUUCCUAUGCUAUUGCUAUAGUAUUUAAGAAAAUCUAUAAUGAUCCAACAUGUUCACUUAUUUAUCCUAAAUUAUUAUUAACAGAUAAGGGCUCAGAAUUUAGAAGAGAUUGUGAGAGACUGAUGAAAAAGUAUAGUGUAAAAAUCCAGAAGGCUAAUUCUAAACACAAUAUAG